AUGUCCAAGGAACCACAUCAUGCCAUGCCGAACCGCGAAUCCUUCACCACCAAAGACAUCAUCCACGACAUAUGGACGGCCACUGGUCUGCCCCCAGAGGCACUCACAGCCCUCGACCUCCCAGGCGCAGACGCCAGCCCAGCCCUCCCAUCAUCUUUCAAAAUCGGCCCUCUGGCACAAGCAUCAAUUGCCCUGUCCGCCCUCGCCGCGCGCCUCCUCCGCUCCACCAGGGUCGACGACAGCGCCCUGCCCACAGUCCGCGUGCCCGCCGCCCACGCGGCCAUCGAGUUCAAAUCCAACAGCCUAUACACGCUCCGCAGAAACGAGACCCCCCUCCCGCCGUACACGCACAACCCCAUCGGCGGGCUGCACAAGACGUCGGACGGGCACGUACGCAUCCACGACGUCUUCCCACAUCACGUCCAAGGAACGCUGAAGCUGCUCGGGCUGCCAGCGGACGCGGCCAGGCACCACGUCGCAGGUAAAGUCGCGCGGUGGCGCAAGACGGACCUGGAAGAAGAGGGCACGGAAAGAGGCAAGGUGGCCAUCUAUGCGCUGCGGUCGUACGAGGAGUGGGAUGCGCUCCCGCAGUCCGGGGCCGUGGACGCUCGUCCGGUUCUGCUCGAGCCCAUUGGGGGCGGCAGCUCGACGCCAAAGCCCAUGGCUCCCCUUGCCGAGGGAGGCAAGAGGUGUCUUUCCGGGCUGAGGGUCGUCGAGCUCACGCGCGUCAUUGCCGGUCCCGUGUCUGGCAAAACUCUUGCCGCUCAUGGUGCGGACGUGCUGUGGGUGACGGCGCCGGGUCUGCCGGCCUUGCCGAUGUUGGAUAUCGAUCUGAGCAGGGGGAAGCGCAACAUUCAGCUCGACAUUCACAGAGCGCAGGAUAAGGAGCGGUUGAUGGACCUGCUCAGGAAUUGCGACGUCUUUAUUCAGGGGUACAGACCCCAGAGUCUGGCCUCGCGCGGGCUGUCGCCAGAGGAACUUGUCAAGAUCAACCCGAAUAUUGUUUGUGCCAACAUGUCGGCAUUUGGCCCUACUGGUCCGUGGUCUCACCGUAGAGGCUUUGACAGUCUUGUCCAGGCUGCCUCGGGGAUGAAUAUCUCUGAAGCCGACAAGGCUGGCCAGGGAGAAGCAUCCAGGGUUCUUCCGUGCCAGGCUCUGGAUCACGCAAGUGGGUAUCUGCUCGCUACGGGCAUCAUGGCUGCCGUUUACCGUCGGGCUGCACUCGGUGGUGCGUGGCAGGUUGAUGUGUCAUUGGCCGGGACGAUGAAAUAUCUACGCAGCCUGGGUCAAUAUCCCGGUGCAACUGGAUUUGCCGUUGGCGACUAUUUAAAAGGCGAGAGUAUUCCCGCGGAGACACUGGUGACGACGGAGACAGCAUGGGGUACCUUGACAGCCGUGCGGCAUAGUGCCGAAAUUGAGGGCUGCGAAGUGAGCUGGGACUUGAUGCCCUGUCCACCCGAAAACAAUAACGCAGUCUGGAACUCAUAA
Molecule: messenger RNA, 1488 nt
Organism: Metarhizium brunneum ARSEF 3297
Lineage: Eukaryota; Fungi; Ascomycota; Sordariomycetes; Hypocreales; Clavicipitaceae
Gene: uctC
Product: Acetyl-CoA:oxalate CoA-transferase
Molecular function (GO): catalytic activity
Source: RefSeq, a predicted model, not a curated record